Messenger RNA from Daucus carota subsp. sativus, 1848 nucleotides. RefSeq lists its product as uncharacterized. Lineage: Eukaryota; Viridiplantae; Streptophyta; Magnoliopsida; Apiales; Apiaceae. The transcript has 3 exons. Bases 1 to 1848 code for a protein of 615 amino acids. The record is from RefSeq and is a predicted model, not a curated record.
AUGGAGGCUGAUUGGAUAGGACUACCUAGGUACAGUGAAGCAUAUGUCAGUGGGAUUCAAGCAUUUGUGGAAUAUGCGUUUCCCCUUUUUUCCGUAGGUGAAGAAAUGAAGUGCCCCUGCAAGAAAUGUAAUGGUCAAUAUUGGCAUCGUCAGGAUGUGAUUUAUGAUCAUCUCAUUUGCAGAGGGCCUUCCGCUUUACAUGUCCAAUGGAUAUAUGAUGUCUCGCAAAAGAAAGUCGAAAAUAGUACUGCAAAUAUAGGUUCUGACUUUAUGGAUUGCGAUACGGGGUAUGAUUUUGGUGAUAAUUUAGAAGCGAUGGGGAAGAUGUUUGAGAAUUUAGACGAUGGACCAGGUACGGAGGCUAAAAAGAUUUAUCGGCAUCUGAAAGAGGGAAAACAACCACUAUAUCCCGGCUGCAAGAAAUUUUCUCGUUUAAGUUUUAUGAUCAGGCUUUACCAUUUAAAAUGUAGUAAUGGAAUUAGCAAUUCUGCUUUUGGGGAAUUAUUGGGGUUGAUAAAGGAUGCUUUCCCCGAAGCAAAUAUGCCUUUGUCCUUCAAUGCUGCGAAGGACAUGAUUAGGGACUUGGGCCUUCAUUACGAGAAAAUACAUGUUUGUCCCAAUAGUUGCAUGUUGUAUUGGGAAGCAAAUAAAAAUAAACAAGUCUGUGAUAUUUGUGAGGUAUCUAGGUGGGUUAUACAAGAGAAGAAAAGGUCUGCCCAUAAUAACGAUCCAGAGAAGUUAGUUACUAAAGUGCCAACAAAUGUUAUGAGAUAUUUUCCACUAAAGCCUAGGCUACAAAGAUUGUUCAUGUCCAAGGAAUCUUCCAAAUUGAACACAUGGCAUGCAGCGGGAAGGACGGAAGAUGGGAAACUAAGGCAUCCGGCGGACGCCGAAACUUGGAAGACAAUGGAUGCUAUUCAUAGUACAUGGCCAAUUCUACUUGUAAACUACAACCUCCCACCUUGGCUCUGCAUGAAACAGGAAAAUUUGAUUCUUUCAACGUUAAUAUCGGGACCAGAAUCUCCGGGAAAUAGUAUCGAUGUCUAUAUGCAGCCUUUGAUUGCCGAAUUGAAAGAAUUAUGGGAUGUCGGCAUCCAAACAUAUGAUGCCUUGACUGAUCAUAACUUUAAUUUACGGGCAAGGGUGCUUUGGACCAUUAGUGACUUUCCAGGAUACGCUAUGUUGUUGGGUUGGAGCACAAAGGGUAGACUAGCGUGUCCAAUAUGUCACUACGAAACUUGUUCUGAAUAUCUGAAACAUAGUAGAAAAAUGUGCUACAUGAAUCAUAAAAAAUAUCUCGAUCCUUCACACAAAUGGAGGUUUGACAAGAAAAUAUUCAAUGGGCAGAUUGAAACGAGGCAGAUUCCGGAUCCAUUAACGGGAAAGGAUAUCGAAGAAUUGUUGUUUGGGUUUGAAAAUCAAUUUGGGAAGAAACGCAAGGGAAUGGGAAAGAGAAAGCGUACUUUACUAAAUGUUGGUGGCAUGUCAAAAGACCACUUGGGUGCUCGCUUUGAUUUACAAGAAAUGGGAAUAAGGAAGUCACUUCACCCUGUUAAAGGUGCAGAUGGAGAGACUUACGAGAUUAUGGCAUCCAUCUUUGACAUGACAGAUAAGGAGAAAGAUGUCUUUUGCAAGCUGUUGAAGAAUAUGAAACUGCCUUAUGGCUGUGCUGCUAAUAUAAGUCGUUACGUGCACACAGACGAGAGAAAAGUAGUGGGGUAUAAAAGCCAUGACGCGCAUUUUAUCCUCCACUACUUGUUACAAUUUGCUGCAAAGAAAUCACUAAAACCUGAGGUGGCAAAGCCGUUGAUCAAAUUAAGUGAAUUUGAGGCUUAUGGAGCAAGGUGA